Messenger RNA from Parasteatoda tepidariorum (common house spider), 9662 nucleotides. RefSeq lists its product as uncharacterized. The record is from RefSeq and is a predicted model, not a curated record. Lineage: Eukaryota; Metazoa; Arthropoda; Arachnida; Araneae; Theridiidae.
AAAACUUCAACUUAAACUUUAAUUAUAUUUAGAUUGUUUUUGUGUGUUUUAUAAUUUGGCGCUAAUGCAAAAUGAUAUAUAUGUGUAAUUAAAUAAAAUUUCUUUUAUUCAUUAAAAUUAGUUAAAAUGAUUCCUAUAGAACAGAUUAUUCAUUCAUUAUACAAGUAUGCAGAGUUAUUGUUUUCUAAAAAAUUAAAUUGAAACUGAAAAUUUUUUUGCAUUUCUCAUCUACAUGGCAAAGUUUUUCCCAUCUGAAAUCGCUCGAUUAGUUCUGGGAUAUUUAAGGGAUUUACCAUGUCCGGAAACACAACAAAAGUUUUUAGUGGAAUGUCCCCAUCUUCGAGAAUAUUAUCAGUUAUUACAAGAAGGCGAGGCUUAUCCUACAGAUGUAAAUGGGAAAUCACUAACAGAAAUACUGAAGGAAUAUUGCACUUUAAAACGUGAAUCCUCAAAAAGUUCUGCAAAUGUACCCAGUUCUUCAAACACAGCCAAUCAUCAUGUGCCUCUUCCUACUCCUGUUGCAAAUCCUGAUUCCUCCAAUCCUGAAGGUUUCAAAACUCCCUGCAAAAGCAACCAUGUUGCUUUAGUAAAGCAUAGAAGUACUCAAAAAAGCCAAACUCAGUCGGUUACUACAACAUUAAGUUAUCAGACUGAAGUUCGCACUCCAAGAUUAAAUCUUAGUUCAAAGUAUUCAUCGCCAUAUACUCCGAGAAGAUUAACCGGUGCUAUUACAACUCCAUUAAGCUUCACUGGUGACUCACCUCCUCAUAAGAGUUCUACUGCACCUAUCUUUAAGCGAACAGCUAAUUCUGAUCCUAUUCCCAGAAAGUCUCAUAGAUUUGUGCAAACUGAUGCUUGUAACAAUGAUCAUGCCAGUCAUAGUUUAAUUCCAAAUAGUGCCACAACUCCACCUUUUUCCCACAGCAUAGUCCAAAAUUCACAGACUGCAGAAAAUGAAACAGUUAAAAAUAGCCAUUGUUCCCACAUUACAGACUCACUGCCUGAUUCAAUUACAAAUCAACAGCUGUCUGAAUCAACUCCAGAAAUCAUUUCAAGUGAAAAUAGUGUAACCCUAACUCUUGAAAGUUCUGUCACUCCACAGUAUAUAACGGAUCCACCACCUUAUGCUAGAGCACCAGCUACUAAUUCCCCAAGGCUCAUAUUAUCUCUCGACAGAUCGCAAAUAGCUUCGUUAACAACUCCCCUGAAACAUCCUAGGAACUGGGUUGAGGAAAGUGCAUCACCUAAACGGAAAGGGUUGAUUCCACGAAGAAGAUUACUUAGUGAAUCUCCUAAUCCGAAAAACGUUUCUGAUGAUCUUAUAAUAAAUUCUUUUAUAAAUGAAGAUGUCUGGACUGAUCUGCUUAAAUCGCUUCAAUCAGUGCCUACAGCGCAAAUGAUUGCUGAUAAUAUUAAUAGAGCAGCUGAUAUUAAUUCAAUUAAUCGUCCUGAUGAAAUAGCUAAAAAUUUAAAUACAGAUUAUAUUUUAGAUGAAUUAUUCAGUAAGGAACCUUCUUUGUACCCUCAAGUCCUAGAAAAUUUAGGAAAUCAAAUUGAUAAGCCUUCAACAUCAUCUUACAAUGUUGAAUGUUCUCAGUCUGUUACAUCUGCAAAUUCUUUUACUGAGGAUUGUGUUGUUUCAUCACAAGCCAGCAAUGAUGUCAACAAUUAUCAGUCAUAUACUAUUAAUACCUCCACUGCAUCUUCAUUUAGUACAAAAACUGCUGAAGAAAAUCCUGCCACUUUGGCGCAUUGCAAUAAUAAGAUUUUCAAAAAUCAACCUGUUAGUAGAAAUCUAAUUUCUGAUUCUACAAUCAACCCCUUAGACCAGACAGCAAUUGAAGACAAUGCUAUGAAUUCUCAAAAUAAUAAUCGAAGUUUCUCUUCAGUUGAAAUAAACUCAAAUGUAAAUAUAAAUAAUUCAAAUUCUGGUGCUAUUAUUCAGCAAACGUCUUCUGUUAUUACUUCUGCUGAGCAAGUGACCUCUGUAACCACUUCUGCUCAGCAUGUGACCUCUGUUGUGGCUUCUGCUCAGCAUGUAAUGCCUGCUGUCACUUCUGAUGCAGAAUUAACAUUUGCCACAUCUACUGCUCAAGCAACACUUGCCACACCUGCUACUCAAGCAAACUCUGUUGUUACAUCUGCACAAGCAAGCUCUGUGGUCACUUUUACUGAACAAGUUACUCCUGUUGCCACUUCUGCUGACAAUGAAUCAAUUAAUGUAUCCAUGGACUCUGAUGAAAUACAAAUUAUAAAAGAGAUACCUCCCACACCUGAGAAAAUAAAACCUGUGCAAUAUAUAACAACUAAUACAGUUCCUGAACAAAACUCAACUAAUAAUAAUAAUUCAAGUGGUGUUAACUUUGUUAAUAACAGUGUCUUCCAGAGCAUAAAUUCUAUUCCACAAACUCUGUACUUACUUCCGAAUGGCCAAUACAUUAUUCCUAAUACAAUUCCCAUUGGAACAAAUCCAUUUCAAAGUAAUGUUUCUUACAAAAUCAUUUUACCAGCACCUUCAAAUCCAGCUCAAAAUUCCUCCACCAAACAUAUUAAUAACACUUCUAUUAAUACAAAUACUUCAGUUUCAAGCCAGAAAAUUAUGUCUUCAUCUAACAAUCAAAGUUGUUUGCAAGAUCAAAAUUUGAAGAAAAGUAAUAAUGUAAAGCAAAUUAAACCUUCUCCAAAGAGUACUAAAACAAGCACCAAAUUAAGAAAAGGUAUCAUGCCUCCUCCUUCUACUUCUUUUACAAAACUACUUGACAUAGAAGAAGAAUGUGAUGAUCCAAGUAUUCCAGUAAUAUCUAUUCCAGAAAAUGAAAUAGAAUUAGAUCAUUCAAAGGAUGCAAUGGAAAUUUUUUCAAACAUAACUGGGAAGAAGGAAACGCAAAGUCCUAUCUUUAAGGCAUUAGUUUCAACUGCUUUCACAUUAUUAGGUGGUCAAGGUGGAGGUCAUGUAAGAACAUUGAAUUUUGGACAAAGUGCAUCGAAUGAAGCUAAUAUGAAAAGUCCAAAAGUUUCAUCUCAUUCAAUGCCUGAGAUAAAUGUAGAAAAUCGGAGAUCAUCUCCCCGAUUAAAGAACUCAAAUGUUAAAAGUCAGUUCAAAAGAUUGUCAACUAACUCCCAAGAGAUAUUGGAACUUAACAAGAAUAAAACCAAUAUAACUAGCAAAGAAGGAACUAAAAAUAAUAAAAGUAGCUCUGUAAGUUCUAAUAAACAAAUUAAUAGAUCUAAAUCUUCUAAACAGACAUUGCAAAAUGCAACUUCAAUGAAAGAUGCAGUACUGAUUGCUAUGGAUAAGGCAAUGGCAGUUAAUGUUGGAGAAAAUAGGACUAAAGCUAAAUCUUCUUCUAAAAAUAAAAAUAAAAAAAAAUUUAAAUCUAGCUCAGCAACUGGCAAACGAAAUAAAUAUCCUGACAUUUUAAAAAGUUCCACGAAAAAAGGUAAAAAAACCAAAAGUAAAAUUGUAAAAGCAGCAAGUAAAAAAACUUCAAAUGCACAAGAACAUAUUUCUAAUGUUAAGUUUUUUCCUAGUUCAGAUUCUGAAAGUGAAUCUGAUUUUAUUCCUUUAAGCUCUUUAACGGCAAGCAAAUCUCCAGCUAAUAUAAAUACCUUGUGUAGUUUGAAACCUGGCAAUAAAAUCAACAAUAGUGAUGGAGUUAUGCAAAAUAUGAAAGAAUUAUCACCUCUCAAAGGUAACAAAAAUUUAGAAGUUUCAAAAAAUAUAUUGAGUGACAUUACAGAAAAUACUGAUUUGUCCCAAGAUCAAUAUAGUGAAUUACCUGCUCUGCCUUUUGAAGUCUGCAUUGAUUUAUCGAAAAGUUCUGAUAAUAGUAUGGAUGUACUUUCACCAGAAGGAAACAAACUAGUAGAAAUCAUAAGCCCUUUGAAGUUUAGUGAUGUGAAAGACACUUUAUCUUCAAAAUCAGCUGAUUCAAAAGAUGACACCUUAUUAGAUCAUUCAAAAGCUGGAAAUAAUUUAUCUACUCUUGUGGCAAAUGAGUUGCAAUUAGAGUCUAAUCAAAAUAAAACAUUUUCUUCAUCGGAAUCAAAUAACAAUACUUCUGCAGUUUCUUCUCCCAGCCCAUUUAAAGAGCAAAACACGAGGAAAAGUCCAAAAUCCAAAGUAAAUGCCACUUUAAAUUCAAAAUUUGAGGAUGAUAAUUCCUGUAAAACGAAAUGUCUCAGUAAAGAAUUGAUCACUGUAAAGGAAAAGAAUAAUUUAAAGCUACCAAACUUGUCUGUAACUUUAAACAAAGAACAAUCAGUGGAAAAUAUUGAAAAUCCUCCGGAGCAUUUGUCUAACUUGAACCAAUGUGUCCUGUUUGCAUGUGAAAAUGAGAACAUAAAAGAAGGUGAGCAUGGAUUAGUUCAAAGUUUUGAAGCUGUGGUUGAAAAUUCCCAAAUUCCUACUCGGUCUGAAAAUUAUAAUGAAAAGCAAUCAUCCAACAUGGAAAAGUCUAAAAAAAAUUACUCUAAAAAAAUUGCUAAAAAGCCUCAUAGGAGUUUGGCCAAUUCAGAUCAACUUAUUCUGGCAUCAUCUGAACAUGAGUCAUUGGAUGAAAAUGAGGAAACGUUUCAAACACCUAGUAAUGUGGUUGAAAAUAUUCAAACUCCAGUUUUGGCAGAAAAGUCAAAAGAAAAGCAAUCGCCUAAUUUGAAGAGAUCAAGAAAAAAUUCAACUAAGAAAGUAAUUAAAGAGUCACUGGAGAGUUUAGUAAAUUCAGAUCAAAGUGUUCUGGUACAACCUGAUAAUGAGAUAUUGGAUAAAAACGAAGAAAUAAUGCUUAAAACUAGUGGAAAUACUGAAAUCCCAGCCUUGACUGAAAAUUUAAGUGAAAGACAGCCAUCGAGUUCGAAAAUAUCAAGAAAAAAUUCUGUCAAGAAAACUAAAAAAACAUUUGAGAAUUUAGUAAGUUUGGAUCAGGAUGCUUUGGCAAUGUCUGAAAACAAAUUAUUGGAUAAAAGUGAAAAAAUAUUUCAAACUAGCGAGAAUACGGUUGAAAAUACUCAAAUAUCAACUUCAGCUGAAACCUUAACUGAAAAACACCCAUGUAAUCUCAAGAGAUCAAGAAAAAACUCUGCCAAAAAAACAAAGUUAUUUGAUGCAGGAAAUGAGCAAUUAAAUGAAGAUGAUGAAGUAAUGUUUCAUACUAGUGAAAGUGUGACUGACAAUACUUCUAAUUAUCUAAAUGAGCGAAUAAACAAUUCUUCUGUUGAAGCACUAAAAGAAAAUUCUUAUUCUCUUACACCAUCAAGCAAUGUAUUGCAUAAGACUGAUAAUAACACAAAUUCUAAAAAACAGUUGGUGUCUUCAAGUGGUAACAAAACAACAGAUGACCAAACAAAGUCGGAUUCUUUGCCAACUGACAAUUCUUUGAAUGAAUCGCCUUUGAAACCAAUAAUUUCAAAAGUUAGUGAUUUAGAGCAUAAAAAAAUAAUUGAAGCUAAAGCUAAUAGACUUGAGGGUAUUGCUGAUAAACUGAAAUCAAAUGCAUCUUCCCCUUGUAAAAUUGGUGAUAGUACAAAUAUAAAUGCAGUAGUUGAUGGCAGUGGCUCUAUUUCCCAAUCUUCUGUAAGUGCCACAAAGAAACCUAAUCAAGAUAAUGCUGAGCUGAGUAAUUCUAGACAAGAUAAAUUUUUACGCCCGCCAAAGAAAAGAAUUCGACCUGUUCCAAUACCUUCUCCUAGAGAUUCUAGUAGUAUUUCUAGUUUCUCUCCCUUUCAUGUGGGUGAAAAUGCAUUUUGUUUAGAAACUACUUGCGACUCUAAUUCUAUACCUGUUAUUUCUGCUCCAAAUUCAAAUAAUCAUGAAAGAAGUAAAAGUUCUAAUUUUGAAACACAGCAUAAGGAAGUUAGUCAAAUAAAUAAUUUGCCUGUUAAUAAAGAAAUUCCGAGGACUUUCAAAGUUGGAAACAGAGAGACUGGAAAACCGAAAGCUAUGGCAGAAUUUUACAAGAAUGCAUUGCCAGAGCGAAAUAGUGACCUACCAAUAAGUCCUGAUACAGUGUCGAGCUCAUCCUGUACUUUAGAGACUUAUCUUGUUCGAAGAAAUCUUUCAAAUAAGUUCAUAGUAUUGGAGAAUGUUAUUGAUGAUUCUACAUCAUUCAGCCUUUUUCCUACAAGCAAAGAAUUUGAGGAGACGAAUAAAUCGAACGAGCCAUUAGAUAUGAGCGUAAACUGUGAUAGUUCUACUUCAUCAAAAAUUAACUCGCCUCUUAAAAAUGUUUCUCGAGAAAAAAGGAAAAUAAGCCAACUAAGUCCUGUUUCAUCUAAUUCCAUUGUCACUAGUGAUGUAAUGGAUAAGACAAAUUGCAUUUCAAGUGAAAUUGAACUCGUUGGUUCAGGAAAUUCACCUUUAAAAAAGAAAAUGAAACUGUCAGAUGAUGAGAUUAAAGAAACAGGUGAUUCUGCUAUGUUGCCAUCUGCCCUAAGAAAUAGUCAUUCUCCUGUGCAUAGAGAUUUAGAUAAUCAUUCUCACCCUUCAGAUGUUAAUGUGACCUUUGAAAAAACAUUGCAGGACCAUGAGUCAUUAAUGAGCUUUCAGAAUAGCAAUGCAGCUAAAUCAUCUCUUCCCUCUGAUGAUAAAAAUAUAAACAAUUAUAAGGGCAAAGAGCUGGGUCUUUUGUCAACAGUAACUGUAACAAAACUAAUUUCUUCAAAUGAGUCUCCUGUGCGUAGUUUCUCGCCAUCUCGAAAUGCUGUUAAGAAAUCAGCACUUAGUCAAAGAACUGAACAGAAUCCAAAAAUACCUUCUGGAGUUAAGAUACCAUCUAAAUGGGAUACUUCAAAAAUAUCCAAUUAUUCCAAAUCCAUUGAAAAUUAUAAAGAAAUCUCUAAAGUUUCUAAAGAGAAAAAUGUUGAAAACAAAAAAGCAUGGACUCUUAGAAUUGCCAGUUCUAAAUCACCGAAAAAAGUUCAAAGCGAUCUACGAAGGAGAAAACUUUCACACGAUAAGAGAAAUAAAAAGACAGAUAAUAGUAAAGACUCAAAAAGGGAGAUAAAGCGUGAAUCUCCCAGAAAAUCUAAGAAACAUCAUUCUCAGGAUAUUCGUUCUUCUAGUCAUAUCAGGAAAACACCUACUCCUCAUAAAUCCAUUAAUUCAUAUAAACAUCGUGACCGAAAUAGAUAUAGAGCUUCUGAAAAACGAGAUCAUUCUGACAGAAAAAGAAGUGGAAGUCAUUCUAAAAGUGAUAAUAGGAAAUCACCAGUUAAAAAUUUGCACAAAGAUGCCAUUUUGUAUUCUAAAUCUGCCUCUAGUUCAAGGUCAAAAGAUAAAUUAGACAGAUAUAAAUAUGAAGUAAUACCACUAUCUAAAACAUUGAGUGAUGCAAAUAAGGUUCUUUCUCAUUCUUCAAUAUCCUUCGGUGCUUCAAUAUCCCACCAACGAUUACCAAAAGCUAUUUCUCCUGUUAAAGCUUUGAAAUCUAGUGUACCUAUAUCUCCAGUUUCAGUUGAAACUAAAAAAACUAUUUUGAAUAACGAAGUGUCUUCUUUAGAAGAAGGUGAAAUUUCUGAAGAUCUAAUAUCAGAUUCAUUUGUACAAAACAAUUCAGGACCAAUGAAAAUUGUGAAUUCAUCUCCUGCUAAAAUGGUUACGAAACAAGUAAAAAACCCUCAUGUAAUAACUAAGCCAAUAAGUGUUGUAAACUCUGAAGAGGUGAUUGAUGAACGAACACCUGAAGAUGAACUUGAGUUGCAACAAGCUAUUGCUUCUUUGACGAGUGGUGAAAAUAAGUUUAAUUCUAGUGAGGACGUGAAGAUUGGGGAAAAUGAAAUUCCAAAUGAUUCUUUCAGUGAAAGAAAUAUUUCUUCUUCAAAAUCUCCUUGCUUGGAAGAACCUGUGAUGAAAAGCAAUCUUCAAGUGAAUAAAAAACAUUCUCCAACUGUUAGUGAAAGUAAAAUAACAAAAGGUGAUGAAAGAACAGCUUUUUCACACCCCAAAAAUGCAAGUUUUGUUAAUAUGAAUCAUGAUAUAAGGGCUUCCAAACAAAAAUCUGAAGCAGGACUUGAUAAUACUACUUUCAAUGAAAAGCAAAACAAUUGCCUGAGUGUGAAUAGUUCCUCAGAAACUGGAACCAUAGAAUUGAGCUCUUCGAAAAGCAACUCUUCAUCUGCAAAAACAACUAGUGAUGCUCCAACAGAAGUAUUAAAUAUAUCUUCUACAUCAUUAGGUGGACCAUCAAACUCUAAGAAAAAGAAAGUCAGCAAAAGGCCUAAAGAGAAAAAACCUGUUGAUGCUGCUGACCUUAUGGAGAAAAUUAAAUCUUUUGGUGUGGAGAAACUUCUUGAAUUGCUUAAUAAGGAAGCAUUGAAGGAAUAAGGUUUUUAUAAGAAUUAACUGAAUUAACAGUUAAUGUAAAAUGAACAUAAAAUUAUGCCAAAUUAACCAUUAAAUAUUUAUUUUAUUUGACACAUAAUUCAAAAAAAAUAUAUAUAUACCUUACUUAUUGGCUAAUGUUGAUUAGUUAAUAUUUAAUUUCAAUUAAUUUUUUCAUUUUUUGAAUAAUUUUAAAAGACUAUGCAUCGUAUGUAUUGCAAGAUGUGAAAAGAUUUGGGAAAAUUUAGAAAAGUUUUAUAAUAUGUAGUUUUGGCUGUUAUGUCUGCAAAUGUUUUAUGUUUUUGAAAUUGUAUUUUAUAUAUUUUGACAUGGAAGAAAACAUAAUUGUCCUAGAUUUUGCAAAUGUGUCUGUUGAAAAAAGUUUUGUUAGGUUUAUGAGAAUAAUUGUGUCUAAGAAUAAAAGCAUAUAAUUUGACACGAUUGUCUUGCAACGUUUCGAUUGUGUUUCGAUGUGGUUUUUUUAUUUGUUUGAUAGUGUGAUGUAUUUUAUUGUUUUUAAUUAAACAUCUUCCCCAAAUUUUUAACCGCAUGUGUAAUUUUGAAAUUCUUAAGCAAAGUACUAGAAUCAAUUUUUUUUUAAAAAAAAAAACCUAAUACACAUAAAAAAAUUUAAAUAUAUUUAAAAAUAUCUGUGACUUUUGUAGUUAAAAUUUUAAAUUUUCCUCAUAAACUUAAUUUACACACUUAAAAAAAAAUGAGGUAGAUGAUAUCUAUUCUAUUAAAUUGAUGCAUACAUUUAAAUAUCACUUGUAAAUAUUGUAUAUUUGUAAAAAUAUUGUAUAAAGCCUUUUGUAUGUUUGUACUGUACUAUCAUCAGUAUUUAUAGACUUCAAAUAUAGUCAUAUUGAAUUCUUUUAACAAAUAUUAUUUGCCAGUGCACAUAUAAUGUUGCAUUUGUAUUAUACUAAUUUAUUAUUUCUUUUUAAAAAAAAUAAAAUUUUAAAAAAUAUUUUUCACAUUAAAUGGCUUCAUAAAUUUAAAAGUACCUGAAGUUUUAAUUUUGUUUCUAUGCAAAAUUUGGUUUUAAAAACAUGUGAGUCUUGAAUUUUUUAAUGUAUAGUUUAUUUGUUGAUGAAAAUAAAUUCAACUAAGGUAUUAGAAAAUUAAUACCAUACUCUUUAAUACAAUGAAUUGCAAAUAAUAAUAACCUAAGAAAUAUGUUAUCUUUAGUUAGACUUUUAAAGGUUCUGAUAAUUGAUUUGGAUGCUUUAUUUUAAUUUUUCUUUGUUUUCAUCAUCAAAGCUCUGUGAGAAACAUUUGUUUACCUGUGAAAAAGAUGUUUUUGAAAUAUCUAUUUUAAAUAAAGAAAUAUUUUCCAAAUGUA